This is a messenger RNA of Cucurbita maxima (winter squash), 1524 nucleotides long. Its product is annotated as acetylornithine deacetylase-like. Gene Ontology annotation, molecular function: hydrolase activity. NCBI's taxonomy places the organism in Eukaryota, Viridiplantae, Streptophyta, Magnoliopsida, Cucurbitales, Cucurbitaceae. The record is from RefSeq and is a predicted model, not a curated record. Bases 57 to 1376 code for a protein of 439 amino acids. The transcript has 9 exons.
AAAAAACGUAAACGAUUCUGUGUGCAAAUCUUUAUUGUUUGAAAAGAAUCACAGCCAUGGGUUCCAAUGCAUCCGUCAAAGACAUUCUGGGUGAGCUCGAGAAGGGAAGCUACAUUUCUCUACUCUCCAAUCUAAUCAGCGAGUCCCAGCACGUCCAGAACAACCCACCAGACCUCGUUCCCAAAGAGGAUUUGGUUGGCGCUCACGUCCGUGAAGUUCUCGAUCCAUACAGCACUGAAAAUGGUGGACCCUUGAUCAUUAAACAAGUCAGCUACACUCCCGGCCGUGGACAUUUGAUCAUUCGCUACCCUGGCGCCGACUCUGCCAAAGUAGUCUCCUUCGUUGGGAGUCACAUGGAUGUCGUCCCUGCCGAUCCCAGCGCUUGGACAUUUGACCCUUUCUCGUUGAGUAUCUCUGGAGAUCAACUUCGUGGCCGUGGGACUACUGACUGCCUCGGACAUGUUGCCCUGUUAACUGAACUUCUGAAGAAACUUGCACAAACUAAAUUAAAGCUCAAGAACUCUGUUGUUGUUAUAUUCAUUGUGUCUGAAGAGAACAGUUCAAUCCCAGGGAUUGGAGUAGAACAACUCUGGAAAGAUGGGUACUUCGAUGAUUUAAAAGGAGGACCUCUAUAUUGGGUUGAUACUGCGGAUUCACAACCUUGUAUUGGCACUGGUGGUACCAUUCCUUGGUUCAUUAAAACAUAUGGACACCUCUUCCAUAGUGGUUUGCCAAAUAAGGCUAUUAAUGCUUUGGAGCUGGCGAUGGACGCUCUGAAACCCAUUCAGUUGAACUUUUAUAAGGAUUUUCCUCCUCAUCCUAAGGAACAGGAGUAUAAAUUUGAAACGCCAUCCACCAUGAAACCGACCCAAUGGAGCUAUCCAGGAGGUGGGCUUAAUCAAAUUCCAGGAGAAUGUAGUCUGGCAGGAGAUGUCAGGUUAACUCCAUUCUACGAUGUGAACGAUGUGGUGGCGAAGAUCUCUGCUUAUGUUAAUUACAUCAAUGAAAACGUGGAGGAUCUUGAAUCUAGAGGUCCAGUUUCAAAGUAUACUCUGCCGGAUGAAGGACUCAGGGGAAAGCUUGAAGUGAGUUAUGGUGAGUUGAUAUCAGGGAUUGCAUGCGAUCUUGAUUCUCGUGGGUAUAAAGUUUUAUAUAAUGCAACCAAGGAAGUUAUAGGACAAGUCAAUCCUUACUCCAUUACAGGGAGUCUCCCACUUGUUAAGGAUCUUCAGGAUAAAGGCUACGAUGUUCAGACGAUUGGCUAUGGUUUGACGGCAACUUACCAUGCAAACGAUGAGUAUUGCAAUUACAGUGACAUGGCUAAUGGGUACAAAGUGUUUGCCAGCAUCAUCUCGCAGUUGGAAGAAGAUUACUAAGAAUUAUGAACUCAGUAUUCUGAACUGCAAAAUAAUAAAUAAAUAAAUGUAGCCAAUGUGAUAUGUAUUAUUCUUGUAUGCUUUUGUUGUUGUAUUUGUAUUAUGUAUUAAAUAAAAAGGCUAUAGUGAAGCCUCUUUGCUUAUUUUA